This is a messenger RNA of Struthio camelus australis, 4146 nucleotides long. The record is from RefSeq and is a predicted model, not a curated record. NCBI's taxonomy places the organism in Eukaryota, Metazoa, Chordata, Aves, Struthioniformes, Struthionidae.
AUACUUCUCUUUUUGUUUUCCCCCCCGAAGUUAAAGGGAAGAGACCAGCAUGGUUGAAAACUCUCCAGCCCCAUUGCCAGAAAGAGCAAUAUACGGCUUUGCCCUUUUUUUAGGAUCUUGGUUUGGCUUUAUUCUGUAUCUUAUCUGGGCAUACGUUCCUGAGACUUGGCUAUUCUCUUUGGGACUAACAUACUGGCCUCAAAAGUACUGGGCAGUUGCAUUGCCUGCGUAUCUACUAGUUACUCUAGCAAUCGGCUAUAUCUUGCUUUUUGGUAUUAAUAUGAUGAGUACAGCUCCACUCAACUCUACACAUACUAUUACAGAUAACUAUGCAAAAAAGCAACAACAGAAGAAAUUUCAAGAAGAAGCAAUUCCUGCACUGAGGGAUGUUUCCAUCAGUGAAGUAAACAGAAUGUUUUUCCUUCCUGAAAAAGGCAUCUGCAAUAGCAGUUAAUUGUAAUUAAGAUCUAUUUGAAUAAAGUAUUAGUAGCAACAGUACGGAAAUCAAAUGGAAACUCAAAACCCAUCCAUGUCAAGACAAGAAAUUUUCUGCUAGUAUAACAAAACUUUUUUUCUGAAUUUUCUGAAUUCAUGUAAAAAUAUUUGAUUGUUGAGAUGCCUUAGUUUUGUCAUUAUACAUGGGCCAUGAUAAUCUGCUUUCUUCUGAGAAUUAUGCUACAUUAAUUUAUUUAACCAUUCUUGUAAUUUAAAAGAAAUGAUCUAUUACUUACAGGUUACUACUGUAUUUUCCCUCUCGGUGUAAAAGAAAAAGCACUUGGGCCUAAUGCAAUUCUGUUUUUCACUGAAUUCAGGGAGAGCAAAUGUGCUCUGUUAAACUAAUGCUUGAGGCUCUUGAAAUCUCUCCCCUGUUCUUUUUGGUUUGCUUUGGUUUACAAGUCACAUUAAACCAAAGUAUUUCCAUUGUAAAUACACAGUUUGCAUUUGUAAAUAUUAAUAAAAUACAGUUACUUUUACUUGUUUAAAGUUAGCAAUUUUUCUGUAAUUCUGUAAUAUUUGUCUUCAGUCAAGGUAUAUAGAAGUAGAUUUUCCUUAUGCUCAGCAAUCUAUGUUGAUUUUCUGCAAAUUGGUUAGACUUAUUAAAAUAUCAAGAUUACUGGAAACAAGGAAUAUGAAUUGUGAAGAUUUUCUGCAACAAGUCCUAAAAUGACUUUUUUUUUUUUUUAACUUUCAUCCUUAAAAAUACAGAAAACUAUUGCUAGAUUCAAAGAAAUGUCUGUAAGUAUAGGAAUCUAUAGGCCCAUUUUAUAGUCUAGAUUGUAGCAUGAAGCAUGUGCUUUUUUCAGCAGUGGUUCAGAUAUUUCUUAAAGAGGGAGUUUUGCUUUUGUGUAUGCAUUAGUGAGGAGACAGACGAUACAUAUUUACUUUCUUCUGAGAGUCAGAAAUCUAAUUCUUAAGGUUUUUAAUGUAUUUAUUUUCAGUAGUCAAGAUUAUUCAUUUUGGUUGGAAAGACCAAUAAAUAAAGCCUUAUUGUUUGUUAGGUCUACAGGCCGACUUCUGACCAGUAGAGAAUUUAAUUAUAGAAAAAUAGAGUUUUCUGAGAAUUUAUGUAUGAAGGCUCUUAUGCUAGUUCUUCAGAAAUCAGUCACAACAGCCAUCAGUUUUUGUGAGAAAUUUUAUGACGUGGCUACAAUCGAUCAGUCUGGUACAAUUGUGAAAGUAAGUUGCUGCUUCUUGAUCCUGUAAUCUUUAGUAGUUUGCUACUUUUCCCACCUUUAUCUGAAGGAGGAAAAGAAAUGCUAGGUCUUAUGGGUAUGAAGAGAAAAAUGCUGUCUUAAUUAAGCAAAAAAAGCUGUUUGGUAUGUCACUCUGAAAUAGUAGAUUUCAGGUAUGUAGUUGUUCGGGGGCAUUUCCUGAGAACUGGUAUGUCAGCCUAAUGAUUGUAAAUUAGUACCGUGCUUAUUUGCUUGAUAGUUUUCACCUGGUUUUUUGUUUUGGGGUUUUUUUUUGCAUUUUGUUUUUCCGUUUGCUCCCAGUUGCUGUCAUUGUCCCCCUCCUCCUGUUUUUGCCGUUCUAUUUAUUUCAGCUUGCACACUUGCACACCCAUAUAUAGGGUCAAUUCAAGAUUUUAUGAUCAACAGACAUGAAGAUGUAUUUACUCUUUUGUCAGUUGUCUAAUCACUCUGUAAACACUGAAGUGUUGGCUGCAGAGUCACCUUUUCUUGUAUAAUUUCUGGCUGUGUUCUAUGUUCCUUUUACUUUCUGAGAAAGCAAUUUCUUUUUUAAUUCUAAAUUGACAACUAGUGAAGGCUACGCUUCUGGUAUCAUUUAAUGCAAGGAUUAAUUUAGUCCCCAGUUAAGGGUCCUGAAAGCACACAAAUUAAAGGACUGUAAACCUUGGACAAAGAUUCUAUCAGUGAUGAAUCUGCUAUUUCAUUUGACUGCUGACUACACAAUUAUGGGAAAACUAACAGAGACACCUCUGUGAAUAGACAAGCUGGGGCCAUUUGUUUAAGUAAAACUUGCAGGCAUGAAACUCAAUCUUUGCUUUUGUAUCACUGCCAUGUGACAGUGCUUCAAAGACACUGUAGUGACCUUUUCCUCUACUUAAAGAGUAACGUUUGACACUUCAGAAGUGGCCUCUGUCGUCAAAACAAAACUAGGUAACAUUUACAGUGCAUGUCCUUUAAUAAAUAUGUUUUUCUAGGAGAUUGCAGGUGUUUGGGCUCCAUCAUUUCAGUCCUGCAUAUAGCUGUGAUUAACCAAAAGAUACACAACUCUGCCAGUACAGCGAAGAGAAAAGGAGAGAUUUUCCCAUUUGUAGAGCUGUAGCAUCCUUUUAGCUAUAGAUACUUUGUUAGAAAAGGGAGCUAGCUAAUUUAGCUCUAGCCCAGCUUAGCCCUAGUGCCUAAAGUAGAUGAAGCCUGCAGGCCACAGGACUGAAUUGUAGAUGAGCUCGAAAGACAUUGCUGAGGAUGUGACUGCAAAACCAGCUAGAACCAGCCCUCAGAGAUACAGAAUGCGAUGCACAGAGGUAACAGUUAACCUUCGGGCUAAGAUAGGCACUAUGAAGCAGGAACAUAGCAACCAUCCCCGGAGGUUGACGUGAACCAAUGAAAAGGAAAGAGACCACCGACUCAGUGAAGAAGAUUGGAAGAGACUGUCACUGGCAGGUGGGGAAAUAAGACUGUAAGGAGUAUAAUUACCCCACAGUUUCUUUGUUCGGGGUCCUUCCCGGGAGGCACACCUUGAGCUGUUACUUUGCUGUACCGAUAUUUAAAUAAAUAAUUUCGCUGCUAGAUGUACGUGAGACUCUGCUCCUCGGAAACCUGGGGUCGAACUGUUUCCAUAACAUACUUAAUGGGUUUUUAAUAGAUUUUUGCCUUAGAGGUUAUUCCAAAACAAUCUGAAAUGAUUGCGAUGUGUUGCUAGUACCGCCUUUCUUUACAAAACAUACCCGUUUAAUGACUUGAGGUAUCAGAUAUCCAUGCUUCUCAGAGUUUGACCUGAAUAAAACUAAAUUUGUCCCUGUUUUCAUCCUUUGGACUUAUUGAUGGCAUAUUACUAUAGUGCAACCAGUAGUAAUCACUAGAGUUAGACCAAUUGCUUUACUCCUGUUGAAGUAAACUAAAUGAUUAAAAGUCAGGCAUGCUUUUUUUUUAAUGCAGCUUCUGGGGGUUUUUAUGCGGUUUUUAUUGUAGUGGACAUUAAUGGUGCUUCGCACAUCUUGGCAUAAAGAAACUUCAUUUUGUAAGAUAAAUUCCCCAAAAAGGAAUGAAUGCAUCAGCAUGUCAUAAAAAUAUUAAAGGUGCUGAUUCAAAUGAAAAGGUUGUAUGCCAAUGAAAGUAAUAGGGCAGCAGUUAUCAAAUUUGUCUAUGUAGUGAUGAUAGAGAUCAAGUCUCUCUCUGUCUUAGCUGUAAAGAGAGGGGUAGCAGUGAUGCAGAUAAUGUGUUUAGGAUGUUGAAGUUCAGGUGAUGUAUGGAGUUGAAUUGAGAGAAAGAAACUUUGGGAGUAGAGAGUCAUGCAAAUAAAUAAAAAUGGAAGCUUUUUUGGUUUUCGGUCUUUUAUCAUAUUGCACUGUACUGAAUGCCAUGAGUUUGGAGGCUUCCGGGCAAAUGCAUAGUGUAUGCAUAUGAAGUAGCAGAAGAGCAAAAUUCCCUGUGUAUGUAGAUAAUUUCAUUUUUAUUA